Messenger RNA from Notodromas monacha, 411 nucleotides. The record is from the annotation of a GenBank genome assembly. NCBI's taxonomy places the organism in Eukaryota, Metazoa, Arthropoda, Ostracoda, Podocopida, Cyprididae.
AUGGAAAAGUCCAAGAGCUCGCUUUCCUUUGCGUCUUCAACUUCAUUGUCGCCCGAGGCUGAAAUGGAGAAUGCAAUUUGGCAAGAAAAAUACCUCGUGGAAGACGAAUACGUGUGGACUCUGCCUGAGGAUUUGAAAGAAGUUGCCAGACUGGAAGUUGGCGAAACUGAAGAAGUUCGCAAUGAGGGUCUGGCUUACAUGCGCGAAUUCAUCAGGGAGGACUCGAGGCUCACUUACUGCAGACGAGAUGCUAAUUUUUUGCUGAGGUUUUUGCGCAUGAAGAAAUUCAACUUGGAGGCCGCGAAGGAGACGCUGGAGAAAUAUUUGCGGAUGCGAGCUGAGAUUCCCGAGUGGUACCAGAACCUUGACAUCAAUGACCCGGCUCUUAACGAUAUCGUCUCUUCUGGGUAA